Molecule: messenger RNA, 2270 nt
Organism: Musca domestica (house fly)
Lineage: Eukaryota; Metazoa; Arthropoda; Insecta; Diptera; Muscidae
Gene: Cyp317a1
Product: probable cytochrome P450 317a1
Exons: 2
Coding region: 319-1926 (535 amino acids)
Molecular function (GO): iron ion binding; oxidoreductase activity, acting on paired donors, with incorporation or reduction of molecular oxygen; monooxygenase activity
Source: RefSeq, a predicted model, not a curated record
UUAACAAAUAAGCGUUUAAUACAACUAGUCACACCGGGCGUAACUCUAGAAGAAUUUUUUUUUUUUUUUUGAUAAAAAAAACAACAACAACAACAACAACAAAAACGCGAUUAUUUUCGAACAAUAAAACAGAAACAGACACGAGAAGGGGAAAUUGGGAAAAGAAAAUUACGCGCGCCCGGAAAAUCGAAAUGAAAACAAAAUGAAAAUCACAAAAUGAUCGACAACCUCCCCGCAUUUUGAAGUUUCGUUGCCAAUUUUUUUUUUUUUGUAAUUUUUCCAAGAAAUUUUCAAAAUUCCCACCGUGCAAGCAUCAUCAUGAUGUGGGUUAUGUAUUUGUUGUUGGCCCUGGUGAUAUUCCUUAUCUUGACGCUGAUAGUUGUGGCCAUCGUUUACAUACGCGACUAUUGGCAUUUUGUGGGGGUGCCACACGACCAGCCGCGUUCGCUGCGCGAGGUGGUGAAGACGUUCAGCAAAUAUGGCACCACCACCCAGGUGAAGGACCAGAAUGAGUAUUACCGGAAGUUGUAUAAAAAAUUCAAGGGCACGGGGCCCUUUGUGGGGUUCUAUCAUCUCUUCGAACCGCGUGUCAUGGUCCUGAGUCCGGAGCUAAUGCAGCAGAUUCUAGUCAAGAAUUUUUCCAAUUUUAAUGAUCGCGGUCAUUAUCAUAAUCGUAAGACGGAUCCCCUGUCCGCCGAUCUGUACAGCACCAGCGGAGAUCAGUGGAAGGAGAUGCGUUUGAAACUGGAACCGGUGUUCCAAAAGGCCUAUAUGUUCCAUUUUUUCGAAAGCAUACGCGAGGAGUGUGAAAAGACCUUUCUGCUAUUCGAGCUGGCUCGGCAGGACUAUCAGAAAAUAUCACCCCAAAGUGAUGUGGCCCUGGAUGUGAAGCCCUUUAUGCAUCGCUAUGUUCUGGGCAACAUAGCCAAGUGUGUGUUCGGUCUCAAUAAGUCAAUGCAUCAAAAAUAUCCCCUCGAGGAAUUCGAUGCCAUGACCCAGUUUGGGCUGCACACCCAUCGGCAUGGAGCCUUUUUGACCUCCAUCAUGGAUCGUUAUCCGAAAUUGUUUCGUUCCUUUAACUUCUCCACAACCAAAGAAAAGGUGCACAGCUAUUUCAUGAACCUCUUGAAUGAUGUCAUCACGCAUCGGGCCAAGAGCGAGGAGCAGGUCGAUGAUUAUCUGCAACUGCUUAUCGAUUUGAUGAAUCAGGAGUUCAACACCCAUGAGACGGAGGUACACAAUGAGGGCAUCGAGCUGAAGGAACAUUUGGUCAAUGAGUUGGCCGCCCAUGCCUUUAGCUUUUUGAGGGCAGGUCUGGAACCCACGGAGGAUACGUUGACGUAUAUUCUCUAUGAAUUGGCCAGGGAUCCUGUUAUGCAGCAAAGGGUACGGGAAGAAGUCACCAAGGCCUAUGAACAGCAUGGAGAAAAUUUCACCUAUGAGGGGAUACAAUCGCUGAAAUUUAUGGGGCAAUUUAUAUCAGAAACCAUUCGCCUCCAUCCCGUGGUACCCUAUGUAAUGCGUCGCACUCUCAACGACUAUUUGGUGCAAAAAGAUUCCAAUUUCCUGAUACGCAAAGAUAUUAACAUUGUCAUCCCCCUAAAUGCCAUGCACAACGAUCCAGAGUAUUAUCCCCAGCCGCAUAUUUUUAAUCCUGAACGUUUUUCGGGUGCCCCAAAUCGUCAGCGCCAAUCUUGUGUUUGGCUUGGCUUCGGAGAGGGACCUCGUAACUGCCUGGGUUUGCAUUUUGCCCAGCUACAAAUGCGUACCCUUGUCGCCAUCCUACUAAUGCGUUAUGAAUUCUCUUUGGAUACCCAAAACCUAAUUGUUUGCUGCCUAGAGGGGGUGGCUCUGAGAAUACGACCGCUACACGAACGUUCCGAGUAUGUGGAGAGUGAGGGACGAGAAUCGGCAGUUGUGAUAUGAAGAGGAGAAGAAGAAAAUAGUUUAAAUUGAUUUUAGAAGUUUUUGUUUAACGAUAAAAAUAAUAGUAUUACUUGUUAUUUAUUUCUGUUUUUUGUUUGUUAGUCAAUGUAUUCUAUGGAAUUUGUCCACUUCGUGUUUAAUUGUUAUUAGCUUUUUUUUUGUUUUAAAUGUUAAAUUUAAAUUGAUAUCAUAACAUAGCUUGGUAAGUUUACAGAACGACUGCUUUCACAGAAGAAAACCCAAAGUGCCUAAAAAUAUGCUGUACUUUUCAUUUGAUAUUUUAAAGAAAUAAAGAAAAAACAAUGUAUUUCUCCCUGGGGAGAUGCUGAAUAGAAAAAAAUUAA